This is a messenger RNA of Cataglyphis hispanica, 2472 nucleotides long. RefSeq lists its product as uncharacterized. Gene Ontology annotation, molecular function: DNA-directed DNA polymerase activity; nucleotide binding; DNA binding. The coding region runs from base 1 to 2472 and encodes 823 amino acids. Lineage: Eukaryota; Metazoa; Arthropoda; Insecta; Hymenoptera; Formicidae. The transcript has 2 exons. Gene Ontology annotation, biological process: DNA replication. The record is from RefSeq and is a predicted model, not a curated record.
AUGAACGAGUGCGCUAUCCUUCUUCCGACCGAAGAGGACAAGUGGUUAAAUUUCAACAAUUACGUGAGGAAGGAGCGAGUUCCGUUCGUGGUAUACGCUGAUCUGGAAUGCGUGCUGGAGAGGAAGGAGGAGAGGAAAACGCCGAACACGUCCAUCGUUCAGCAUCAUAAGGCUCACAGCGUGGGAUAUUACGCGCGAUGCGCGUUCGAUGACGCUAGAUCGAUGUACAGAUCGUAUCGCGGCGACGACUGCGUAUCGUGGUUCGUUCGGGAACUGCGAGAUCUAGCGUUUCGCGCAAGAGACUUUCUGAACACCAUCGCGCCUAUGACGCCUCUCACGGCGAACGAGCAGGAGAGAUUCUUUAGCGCGACGAGCUGUCACGUGUGCGAGAAACCGUUCGAGUCGAAGGACGUUCGCGUCCGCGAUCACUGUCAUUCGACCGGACGGUACAGAGGUCUCGCGCAUUUUAGUUGCAAUCUAAAUUAUAAGAAAACUUACAUCAUUCCUAUUUUCUUUCACAAUUUAUCGGGCUACGACGCGCAUUUUAUCAUUAGAGACGUGUCUAACGCCUUUCCCGGAAGCGUCGAGCUGUUGCCGUUAACUAAGGAAACGUACGUCUCCUUUUCGAAGAGCGUCGACGAAGCGUUAGACGAAGAGGGAAAGUUCGCGCGCGGAAAACACGUGAAGUUGCGUUUCGUGGAUUCUUUUAAAUUUCUUAGCGCAAGUCUCGAAAAAUUGGCGUCUUAUCUCGAUAAGAGCGAAUUGAAGAUCGCGCGGUCGGAAUUUCCCGAUCUCGACGACGCCGAUUUCGAGCUUCUUACGCGAAAAGGCGUAUUUCCGUACAAGUACGUCAACGAUAUCGAUAAGUUGCGCGAGACUCGUCUGCCGCCGCGCGAGGCGUUUCGUAGUUCGCUAACCGGCGAUACCGUAUCCGGUAGCGAUUAUGAGCGCGCGAUAAAAGUCUGGGAGCGAUUUCGCGUUCGGACGCUAGGUGAAUAUAGCGAUUUGUAUUUAAAAACCGACGUUCUUCUAUUAGCCGAUAUUUUCGAAAAUUUUCGCGACGCGUGUAUGAAGAGCUACGGUUUAGAUCCCGCGCAUUAUUACACGUUACCCGGAUAUACGUGGGACGCUAUGUUAAAGUAUACGGGAAUUCGAUUCGAGCUUUUAACCGAUAUCGAUAUGGUGAUGUUCGUGGAACGCGGAAUACGCGGCGGACUGAGUCAGUGUUCCAAUAGAUACGCGCGCGUUAAUAACAAAUAUUUACAAUCGUAUAAUCCCUCGGAACCAUCGUCGUAUCUUAUGUACUUCGACGUGAAUAAUUUAUACGGAUGGGCGAUGUGUCAAUCGUUGCCUUACGAGGAUUUUCAAUGGGUCAAGGACGUUUCGAAAGUCGACCUCGCGUAUCCGUCCAAUCUUCACGACUCUCACGCCGACUUGCCGUUUUGCCCGACGCGCGAUAAGCCGCCCGGAAAACGGCAGGACAAACUUCUCGCCACGCUGUACGAUAAGCAUCGUUACGUAACGCACUAUCGUAACUUGCAACAAUGCGUUAAACACGGAUUACGAGUUACGAAAAUACAUAGAAUAUUACAAUUCGCGCAAUCUUCGUGGUUGCGUGAAUACAUCGAACUGAAUACGCGAUUGCGAAUUAACGCUAAAAAUGAAUUCGAGAAAAAUCUGUACAAAUUAAUGAACAACGCCGUGUUCGGUAAAACUAUGGAGAACGUGCGUAAUCACUCGGACGUUCGACUAGUGACUCGGUGGGACGGGCGAUACGGCGCGGAAGCGAUGAUGGCUAAACCCAACUUUCAUAGUAGAAGCGUUUUCGCGGAGAAUUUAAUGGCCGUAGAAUUGCGCAAAUUGGAAGUUAAAUUUUACAAACCGAUUUACGUAGGAAUGUGUAUCCUCGAUAUAUCGAAGAUUCGUUUGUACGAAUUUCAUUACGAGUAUAUGUUAUCGUUGUAUCGAGAUAAGUGCGAAAUAAUGUACACCGACACGGACAGUCUUAUCUAUCGCGUCGAGUGCGAAGACGUGUACGAGGAUAUGAAACGCGAUAUCGAUAGAUUCGACACGAGCGAUUACGCGACGGACAAUGCGUACGGUAUGCCUCUCGUUAAUAAGAAAGUACCGGGUUUAAUGAAAGACGAAAAUAAUGGCGCAAUUAUGACGGAAUUUGUCGGACUUAAAGCGAAAAUGUACGCGCUACGAAUAGACGGUAGAGACGAAACGAAGAAGAUUAAAGGCGUGAAGAGCGCCGUUGUCGCGAGAACGAUAACCUUCGACGAUUACACGCGUUGCCUGCGACGAGAUAUCGAGAUGACGCGCGAACAGUCGUGCUUAAGAUCGAAGUUACACGAGGUAUACACGAUAUCGGAGUCGAAGAUCGCGCUUAGUCCGUACGACGACAAGCGGUACGUCGUACCCGGAACGACGAACACUCUACCGUGGGGGCAUUAUAAAAUACCGUUGUAA